This is a messenger RNA of Oryza sativa Japonica Group (Japanese rice), 1392 nucleotides long. RefSeq names its product GDSL esterase/lipase At1g71250. Gene Ontology annotation, molecular function: hydrolase activity, acting on ester bonds. Lineage: Eukaryota; Viridiplantae; Streptophyta; Magnoliopsida; Poales; Poaceae. The record is from RefSeq and is a predicted model, not a curated record.
CCUCCAAAUCGGCAAUCGAUUCCUCUUUGAAGUUGACGAGGUGUUUGUUUGGUUGGCGCCACAACGCCCGAGGCAUGGCGCUCCUCCCCCUGUUGCUUCUGCUGCUGCUCCGCAUCGUCGCCUCCGCCCCGGCCUCGCUGCCGGCCACCGCCCUCUUCGUCCUCGGCGACUCCACCGCCAGCUGCGCCGCCACCACACUCCCCAUCAACCUCUCCCUCACCUCCUCCUCCGGCACCUGUCUCUUCCCCUCCGCCCACCGCCUCCUCCCCGAUCUCCUCGCCGCCAAGAUGGGCCUCCCGCCGCCGCCCCUCAUCUCGACGCUCAACGGCACGGCGGCGGAGGUGGCCAGGGGCGUCAACUUCGCCGGCGAGGAUGGCGGGCGCGGCGCGAUCUUCCGCUUGGGCGCCGUGGGGCAGCAGCUGCGGCUGGCCACCGAGACGCUGCAGCUGCUGCGGCUGGAGGCCCCGACGCCGCAGGACGCGGACGCGGCGGCGGCGCGCGCGGUGUUCAUCCUGUCCUUCGGCACCGACGCGUACGCGCGCGUGCUCUCCCGCGGGUCGGAGGCCGACGCGUCGGCGCCCAAGCACGGCCGCCGCGGCCUCGCCCGCCUCCUCGCCGACCGCGUCGCCCGCGCCGUCGAGGAGCUGUACGAGGCCGGGGCGAGGAGGACGGCGGUGAUGGGGGUGGCGCCGCUGGGGUGCGCGCCGCGGGUGAUGUGGGAGGGGCUGCACGUCGUGGAUGGCCGGAGCUGCGUGGAGGAGGCGAACGAGCUCGUCCAGGGGUACAGCGCGAGGGUGGCGGCGCGGCUGGCGGCGCUGCGGCCGCGGCUGCCCGGCGCCGACAUCGUCUUCUGCGACAUCUACAAGGGGAUCAUGGACAUCAUCACCCAUCCUGCCAGAUUCGGAUUUGAUGAGACGAGGAAGGCGUGCUGUGGGCUGGGCCCGUUCGGGGGUACGGUGGGGUGCUUGACGAAGGAGAUGGUGUGCCCCACCCCGCAGCGACACGUGUGGUGGGACCUGUAUAGCCCCACCGAGGUAGUCACCUCCCUCCUCGCAAACUGGUCGUGGUCAGCGCCAUCUCAUUCCAACACCACCAUCUGUCGUCCCAUCACCUUGGAGAUGUUGACCGGCCAUAUGUCUCCAAUAUCUCCUAGUAAGUCCUAAAUUUAGAUAUCAAUCUGUAGCAGAUUAAAAAGAGUUUGAGAAGUUUAACUUUAGGGCCAUAGUAUUAUUAAAAAAAUCUGUUUAAAUUUUCGCUAAUAUAUAAUUUCAAUGAAUCAUUGGUCGAUAAGACCAAACGGCCACUUAGAUAUACCAAACUUAGUUAUGUAAGGCUACAUGUGCCUCAUAAUGCAGAAGCUGGAAGUUAAUUCUUCUAGCAUCACCAAGAAAA